AGACUGCGUCGUGGUAUGCACGGGACUUUUUGCUCCGUAGGGUUGCCCACUCCAGGUGGGCUCCGCUGUUGUGUUGGUAGCCGUGCCAUUGCUUGCGGCUCUAGUACGCGAGUGACAUCCAGUUCUCAGGUAUGUGCGCUCCUGCCGGCUGGCUUGCUGCGGACCGUCGCUGCCGCUGCCACUUCCACGGUCGCCGGACGGCCACCAGAUGGACUCGAGAACAGCGUCGCGAUCAGUUCGCUCCAUACUGACACAGGUGUGUGUGGCAGCGCUAGUCAACCUCGGAUCCGUCUCCCCGGGCAUGAACCUCGGUUACUCAGCAAUAGCUCUGCCCGCCAUGCAGUCCGGGAACCGCUCGGCCACACUCAGCCAGGACGAGGCUUCGUGGAUAGCCUGGCCUCCAUAGGCACGCCAAUUGGCUGCCUGGUGUCGGGACCCCUUCUGGACCGCUGGGGCCGCCGCGCGGCGCUGCUGUCGCUGAACGCGCCGGGCCUGGCCGGAUGGAUGCUCAUCGCCACUGCGCAGGUCCAGAGCGGGUUCCUGUGGCAGUUGUACGCAGGCAGACUGCUCACAGGGGUCAGCACGGGAAUGGCCAGCGUGCCGGCCACGCAACUGGCAGUGGGAGCGGUUGCAAACCUGGGGACCAUUGCAUCAGGAAUGACUCUCGGGUUCUCCGCCGUGGCGCUACCUGUCAUGCAGGCGGAAGACCACACUCCAUAUAUAUCUGAUGAACAAGCAUCAUGGAUAGCAUCUCUAGUGUCCCUCGGAAUGCCGGCGGGCUGUCUGCUCAUGAGCCCACUGCUAGACAGACUGGGGCGCAGGCGUUCCAUGAUGCUUGUCAACGCGCCCGCAGUGCUGGGCUGGUUUCUCAUCGCCACGGCCUCUCACAGCGAGCCCUGGUUCCUAUAUCAAGUGUACGCGGGUCGACUCCUCACAGGUUUCGCUACGGGGCUCGUCAGCACCCCGGCAGUUGUUUACGUGGGCGAGGUCUUGCAUAAGAAAUGGAGGGCCGUUGUGGUCACGUGGCCGUCGUUUGGCAUUUCUCUCGGUAUCGUGGCAGUCUACACACUAGGAGCACUCUUCCAGGAUAACUGGCGCCUGGUGGCAGGCGUCUGUUGCUUCCUCCCGGCAGUCUCCAUCGCUGCGGUAUGGGCGAUGUUGCCAGAGAGCCCAGUGUGGCUUCUAUCGCGGGGCAGGGCUCAGGAAGCAGAAGCCUCCCUUAGGUACAUCAGAAGUGUGCCUACGGAAGACCCACUCCCAGAUAAUUUGCAGCAGGAGCUGGACGACAUGAUGCACAGCAGCGGACGACUGGACAAAACCAACAGCUGGAAGGACAUACUCGGCUUCCUCAGAAAACCUGAGGCUUACAAGCCGCUUCUUAUCUUCAAUGCUUUCUUCUUUUUCCAGCAGUUCUCUGGAAUAUUUGUAGUGAUAAUGUAUGCAGUGACUAUUGUCAGAGAGAUCGGCGUGCAUGUUGACGGUUACCUUGUAACGGUACUUAUUGGCAUAUCAAGGUUGGUCAUGAGCGUUGUGAUCAGCUGCGCGUCCAAACGGUGUGGCCGUCGGCUGCUGUGUAACAUAUCCGGAGUGGGAAUGACGCUGUCCUCAGGCGUGCUGGCCGGGUUCCUCAGUCUAAUGCACGAUGGGUACAUCAGCCAUGAAGCAGCUGUAGCAUACGGGUGGAUCCCCAUCACUGCGCUCCUGCUCUCUGUCUUGACUGGUAAUUUGGGCUUCCUGACACUCCCUUUUGCUAUGCUUGGGGAAGUCUUUCCUGCUAAGAUAAGGGGCUGGGCAUGUGGGGUAACAACCUUCAUAGCGACUCUCUAUUCCUUCCUGGCCAUCAAACUGUUUCCGGACAUGAGGCACUGGAUGGGAUAUCACAACGUGUUCACUCUGUACACUGCAGUGGUUGCCAUAGGAACCGUCACUAUGUACUUCUUUCUACCUGAGACGCAUGGAAAGAGUCUGCAAGAGAUCGAGGAGUUCUUCAGGAGCCGACGGAAGGCGGCGGAUGGAGAUAAGGCAGCCAAGAAACUGAUGGCUGUGUCUGAAGGGUUGCCGUUCUCCAGGAGCAACAGGGUGGCUGCAGGUGGGGACAAGACAGCCGCGUGCCUGUUGCCUGGGCCAGAAUAGUUGAAGUUGUUCAGGGCCAUUAGCUGGUCCUUCUUCAGGAACAACUGGGCGGCAGUUGAUGGAGACAAGGCAACUGAGAAAGUGAACUUAGGGUCUCAGAACACAGAGACCGUCGUGAUGGGACCGAGAUUUGUGGCUGGUACGGAAUGCUUGCAACAUUGCUACGCGGGGUGUCUGUGCCAGAGUGCAGCUGCACUCUACUCCAGUCCUUUCCUGCGAAGCCAAAUCAGAAUAUUUCAGAGCUCCAGACUUCGGCCAACGUCUCUACCUUUGAAGGUUGCAGUUCGGUUUGGGUUCAGAAACUGAUAGCAUCCCGCCCACUUUCAAAACACGGCACAUGUAGAAGUGCAAAAGGAACAUAUUCAUUGGCUGGGUUUCAGGUAGUUUGGUGUAAAUUCACUGACGUUUCGGAGGUCGGACUGCUUGCAUCAUCAGGCUCCGUUUGUUGCUUGUUUCUUAUUCGUUGCCUGCUUUGCUUAAUCUUCUACCCUGAUGAUGGGAGCAGUGUUUUUGUCGGAGACAUCAGUAUGCUUGGUGUACAUUCCAGUCGCUUUGUAUGUAGCCUUAUGCAGUGCCGAAACAGCUGAAAUUGAAGGGCUCAGAAGCCCUUAUGCCUUGAGCAAACUGUCUACGGUAUCUGCGAUGUUGCAUCGAAGGGGUCAAGUCCACUGUUUUCGGUGUCUGAAAUACACGUAUAUCUGAGCUUGUGUCACCAUGUGACAGUGACCUAAACCAGUACAUCAUCCGUAGAAAUGUUCUAAACCGACGAGUAUUUGUAACACGCGAUGGGAACCAAAACCGCCAUACUGGAGAGCAUGUUGAAGACACGGGGCGUUUCUUCCGUAAGAUUUGCCUAUUCAAGGCGACACUCUUCGGCUGGACGUCACGACAAAAAGAAUGGUAUGUGUUUAUACAGCAGUGCACAGGUAUUCCUCGAAUUGUGGGAUAGUUUGUGCAGACGGUAAAUCACAUAAAUCGAACAUAAUUUUCUCCUCCGUAAACACAGAAUUAUCGACCCCCUCCCCUUUCAGCAACCAACUCGCAUUGAAGCGACCCCUGUUAACUGAAGUCGCCCUGAAUUAGUUUGUCGCUUUAAAUGGAAUGAACAUAACACGAGAGACAGCCGUCCUUAAUUAGCUGCUUUCCUUACGUAUAUUUCUGUACUUAACUACCAGUUUCGGAAAUUACAUCUGUUUCCAUCCUCUGGUGGGGUUCGUUAGGGAGAAGUGAUGUCUUCGGUCGGCUACUGGCAGGGUCACUUCGAGCGGGCUGCUUGCCCUGCGCUCCUGUCCGCCCGUCCGUGGCACAGAGCAUUCUCUUGGUGCGCACUGUGCGGACGCGAUCUGAUCUUGCCUUGCAAGCCAAGCAGUGUGGUCCACCCUGCUCCCAACAGCUCAUAAUUCAACAAUAUUUAACGCUUCAUAGCACAGCGGUAACUAUAUAUACCACCUACGUUAUCCCACGAAAUGUAUUCAUGUGUUCUGUAUGACUGUGACAUUAAACGAAGAAUUUAAAAGCGAAA
This is a messenger RNA of Cryptotermes secundus, 3655 nucleotides long. Its product is annotated as facilitated trehalose transporter Tret1-2 homolog. Bases 16 to 2133 code for a protein of 705 amino acids. The transcript has 7 exons. Gene Ontology annotation, cellular component: membrane. Lineage: Eukaryota; Metazoa; Arthropoda; Insecta; Blattodea; Kalotermitidae. Gene Ontology annotation, molecular function: transmembrane transporter activity. Gene Ontology annotation, biological process: transmembrane transport. The record is from RefSeq and is a predicted model, not a curated record.